Phytophthora infestans T30-4 is the source of this 3123-nucleotide messenger RNA. RefSeq lists its product as uncharacterized. The record is from RefSeq and is a predicted model, not a curated record. The transcript is spliced from 5 exons. The coding region runs from base 1 to 3123 and encodes 1040 amino acids. NCBI's taxonomy places the organism in Eukaryota, Oomycota, Peronosporomycetes, Peronosporales, Peronosporaceae. Gene Ontology annotation, molecular function: protein binding.
AUGAGCAGCAGUAGCCCCAGUAAUGACGAUGACUUCGUCACCAUAACCACCAAGCACCGCAAGAAACAGCAGCAGUCUGCUGCUCCUAGUGAUGUGGUUAGCAAGAAACCACCCACGGCCAACAACGGCGCCAGCACUAGCAGUAGUAACAUCUCGCUGCGGCCGCGUACAAUGUUCGCCAUGAAGGGCCGUGGGCGUACCGAUUCAGAGGGAUCCGCAUAUCGUCCGCAAUGGUCGAAGGACGGUGAAGGCUUCGUAUCAGCGUCCUCGGGCGGCCCGGCAUCCUUCAAAGAAGCGGCCACAGGAGGCGGACAGGGCGACGACCACCGGGGAGAGCGUCGCAAGACUAAAGUGCUACGCUACACCAAGGAAGAUCUACUGGCGCUGCAUUUUACAACCACUGAAGCACCCAAUUUCCCCCCCGAGACCACAGUGGCUUCGGAGCACAGUCUUCCUCCCGUCAGCACGCUGCCAUUCGACUACGAGGAGAUUUACAAGCAGUGGUCGCUCAACCGCAAUCGUGGACGUGGACGCGGUCGAGGCAACGCACCGCCUGGAGGUCAACAGGGAACGCGUGGGCAACAGGAACGAGGAUUUCGUGGGAACGACGGAGAGGAAGCAAAGCAGCAGAGAGACGAACAGCAGCGACACAACGAGAGAGACUCAAGGUGGGAACGUGGCGCCAAGAUCACAGAGGGAUCGCAUGGAGACGAUGUAUGGGAUGAUGUUUUAGAGCCUGGCGCGGAAAGCAAUGAAAUGGAUCUGUCAAGUAUGGCACUCGCGGCGGAGAAGUUCCGACGAGAGAUGGAUGCGAUGCGAGAGGAGCUUCAGGGAUCGAAGAUCGACUCGGACGCGAUAAAGGACGAUUUGGAUGCUUUUGACAAGAAACUAGAAGAUGCUGCUGCUGCAGGGCAAUUUGACGAUAGUGAUAACGACGAAGUACAAUGGGAUGAUCCUACUCCCGAAGAGCAGCUUCAGGCUAGCACUAGUAAUGACCCAUUGGAAGAUCGCACGGCGAAUCUGCUGGGUCGUCAGUCUAGUCGCAGCCACUUGUUCGAUCCGCUGGAGCGUGCUGGUGAACAACUGGUACUUGAAGAGAAAAGUAGCUUCUCGCAAUCUCCAAUGCCGGCUAACGAAGGUUUUGGUGGGUUAUCAUCGCUACGACUGGAAUUGGAGGACGAAUGGUUUUACUUGGACCCGCAGGGAUUACAACAGGGUCCGUUUAAAACAGCAGAGAUGCGGGAAUGGUUCGAGGCUGGUUACUUCAAGCCGCAUCUACCGAUUCGUUUCGGGCGUGAAGGAAUUUUUACGCCCUUGGCGAAUCAAUUCGUGCACGGACAAAUGGCGUUCGCUGCCCCACCAACGCGUAUGAGCGAACUGGGAGGAAUGCUUGUGGACCCUCGCCAGGACGAGCAGCAGCGCCUAUUGGAACUGCAACGUGAGCAACAGCGUCAACAGCAGCAACAACAACAACAAAUGAUGGAGCUUCAGCGACAACAACAACAGCAGCGAAUGAUGCACCUGGACCAAAAAGAGAAUAUUCAGCAGCAGCGACAGCAGCAAAUGCUACUGCAACAGCAACAGCAAAGCUCGUGGCAGCGUAGCCAGCGUGAAGGUAUUAUGAGCGCAUUAGGCAUAUUUGGAGGAAACCAAGAAGCCCCCAACGUGGGAGCAAACGACAAUUUCAGAUCGGACGGUAUGCAGAUUCAGUUCCAGUCCGACUACCGCACGCAGCUCGAGCUGAAGAUGCAGGCUACUCAACCUCAACGCUCGACGUUCUUAAAUAAUGAAGUGCAGAGGCGUGAGGAGGCAUUUUGGCCGAAUGCAGCUCCGGAAAUGGCUGGAUUUCCUCCUGCACCGACAAGCCCAGCUGCUGCCCCUGUGGUUGAUGCGUGGGGAACUAGACCAAAGUCCCCGGAGCGUCCAUCACCAACUCUUUUCGACAUUCAGAACGAGGAGAAGCGGAGUGUUGCUCAGGAAGCUCGCAACAGUGAUGACCAGAUUCGCAGUCUACAAGAAAGAUUCAAUGCUGCAUCUCCUAUCAAACCCACCCAGAGGGAACGAAAGGCUGAGAAGGAGACGGAGACUAGUCAGUCAAUAAAUAAUGGCAAGAAUGUCCAGACUGAGACAAAUGCGUGGGCUACAAAAGCGCCGUCGUCCAAGUCGCUUAAGGAUAUUCAACAGGAGGAACAGCGUGUAUUGCUCAAGAAGAUGAGUGCUGAGAAGGGUGGCAAUGCGAACCUAGCACAAAUGGGAGAACAGCUAAAGAUGAUGCUGGGCGUGGAGUCCACGGCUGUGGCCCCGAGCGCUCCUUUGCGCCCUUCUCAGGCUCCGACAGCCAAGGCCGCACCAGAAACGAUACCAGCUACUGCUCCAGCAGCGCCCUCAGCUCCGUGGGGAACACCUGCCACUGUGACAAAAAGCAGCACCUCCAAGUCUAUGCGUGACAUUUUGGCUGAAGAGGAGCGUCUGGCGCAGGAGCGUGCUAAGGUCAAUGAGUAUGCACCGACCAGCUCGCACUGGAUGAAUAUCGUGGCAGGCAACAAUGUUGCUGCAGCAGCCAUCCCCAAGCCGUCACGGUCAGCAUUGGGCCCUGUUCCCGCGUCAGUAAUAAAAAGUCGUCAGCAAAUCCGUGCUACCAAUGGAGCCGCUGUGAAACAUUCCCCGCCCAAGGCUGAUAGCGAUGCGUCGUUCUGGAACUUUGGAGCAGCACAGAGGGAGUCUGCAACUAGCGGUGCUCAGGUGGGCACCUCAAAUGCUUUCGGCUCAAAUAAUGUGUCGUCGGAGUUUAUGACGUGGGCCCUGAGACAUCUGAAAGCAAUUGACAGCAACGCCGAUGUGACGCUGUUGGAAUACUGCGCCACGCUAGAGGACCCUGGUGAGGUCCGCGAGUAUCUUGCUGCGUAUUUGGGCUCCACGCCCCGUGUGUCAGCCUUUGCCACGGAGUUCAUCCAACGUAAGAAGACUCAACAUAGCGGCAAAAAAUCGACAGGUAACCAGGACGCCCAGCAGCGUGCAUCCGAGACGGGAUCAUCGAACAAGCGGGGUAAACGCCGCUCGAAGGGCCAAAAGAUUGAUCCGUUGCUGCUGAACUACUCGGUGGGGGGCCAAGUGAUGCAGUGA